Bathycoccus prasinos is the source of this 327-nucleotide messenger RNA. RefSeq lists its product with no specific name. The transcript has a single exon. NCBI's taxonomy places the organism in Eukaryota, Viridiplantae, Chlorophyta, Mamiellophyceae, Mamiellales, Bathycoccaceae. Bases 1 to 327 code for a protein of 108 amino acids. The record is from RefSeq and is a predicted model, not a curated record.
AUGAAGUUAAGUGAAGAAAAAACAACUCUUCGCAAUACGUGCGUCGUCGUCGUUAAAUAUGGACGAAGCUUCGAAUCAAAAGUGCAUUUGGAUAGGCUCGGGUUCAUGGUGAGCGACGACGAGAGCGUCUCUAUUCCAGUACCAUCGAAUGAUGAUGAUGAUGAUGAUGGUGACGGUGAUGCACUAGUCUUUGAAGUGUGGUCCGAAAAUCUCCUCGUAGGUAUCGGUAAAACGACUCGACUACAGAAGGAAACCGUAGUUAAGAUUAGAAAUCCCCUUAGCAAGAAGGAUACCACGGUCGCAAUACUCGCGAUCGUUGUAGUUUAG